GCGUCACGCCAAGAUGUCUUAUUAUGGGUCCGUCUGCCCCGUGCCUUCUGCUUCUGUUGGUGGAUCCUGUGCUCUGGUCCCAGCGUAUGGAUCCAGCUCCCUCUCUGGGAUUGGCCUUGCAACCACCUACUAUGGAGGUGGCCCCAUCACUUGUUCCAGCCAACUCACGGGGUCAGAAGUCAUCAUCCAGCCCCCGGCCUCGGUGGUGUCCUUUCCGGGUCCAGUUCUGUCUGCCACCACUGAUCCAGUCGCAGUGAGCCAAGUGACACCAUGUAGCUACAGCCACCCACUGGGCCUCAUCAGUGGAUCAUCCUACGGGGGGUACGGCCGGCUUGGAUAUUGGGGCUACGGGAACUAUGGAGCCUGGAGAAGAUAUUCCCGCAAAUGCCUGCCAUACUACUGAGGACCCUGCCAAAUGUCGACCCCACAGUGCGGAACCAGCUGGAAAGGAAAACAAGGUCCCCAUCUUGGUCUGUUGUGUCACUCUAGGCCUAUGUGAUGCUUGCUAGGUUCUUCCAGCCCCCAUCUUUUCCAGUUUUCACCAACAGGAGAGAUGAUGUGCUUAGCACCACUGAGCUACUAAAGCUGGAAGGUUUCCCCCCCAUCAUUCUCAAUUUGCUCCCCCUUUACUCAUCAAAUAAUACCCUGUUUCUAAUGUGGUUAGAAAGUCCCUCCUUAAAUGGCUGUGACAAAACCAACAGAACAACACUGUCCAUUUGCCCCCUUAUGU
Messenger RNA from Candoia aspera, 730 nucleotides. Its product is annotated as claw keratin-like. The record is from RefSeq and is a predicted model, not a curated record. The transcript has a single exon. Gene Ontology annotation, cellular component: intermediate filament. The coding region runs from base 14 to 403 and encodes 129 amino acids. Gene Ontology annotation, molecular function: structural constituent of cytoskeleton. Lineage: Eukaryota; Metazoa; Chordata; Lepidosauria; Squamata; Candoiidae.